This is a messenger RNA of Cooperia oncophora, 288 nucleotides long. Lineage: Eukaryota; Metazoa; Nematoda; Chromadorea; Rhabditida; Trichostrongylidae. The record is from the annotation of a GenBank genome assembly.
AUGGCGUGUGUGUGCGGCUUUCUUGGUGGAAGACCGUGGGGAUCCGGUUGCCAAUUGCCUAAUGGACAAUUUAUGGGCAGAGCUUUACGCAAGGAGUACCGAGUAAUGACUGAUGAUGAGCGAAAUAGAUUCCAUUCUGCAAUGAGGUUGCUCAAAGGUUCGGGAGUAUUUGACGCUUUUGCAAGGAUUCACACGCGUUCUGUCGCUGCCGGUGGAGCUCAUUCUGGACCAGCAUUUCUGCCAUGGCAUCGAGAAUUUCUUAAGAGGUCUGGUUUUGACUGCGGUUAG